AUGGUGAAAUCAUAUGAUAGAUAUGAAUAUGAAGACUGUUUAGGAAUAGUAAAUUCAAAAACAUCGAAUUGCGUUUUUCUUAACAACAACAGUAUAAUAUCAGGACAUGAUGAAUGUGUUGGUAUUUGGAAUAUAAAUGAGAAGGAAAUAAAAAAGAAACUUAGUGUGCCUUUUCUUCCCCCGUAUUAUUUUUUUACUCAUCAUGUUACAUAUAUUUGUAUUAAUAAUAUGAACAAGAAUAUUGUAGCUGUUGGAUAUGCUAAUGGUUCUAUUAGAUUAUUUGAUAUUGAAAAAAAUAAAAUAUUAUCUACCUUUAGUGGUCAUACCUCUGGUAUAUGUAAAUUAAAAUUUAAUGAAAUUGGUAAUUAUUUAUGUUCUUGUAGUAAAGACACGAAUAUUAUAUUAUGGGAUAUUAUUAAUGAUAAAGGUGUUUUUAAACUUGAAGGACAUACAAAUGUUGUAACAGAUAUCGAAUUUUUACAAAGAAAAAAUUCUUAUUUAGAUGAUUUUCUUGAUAAUAAUAUUCUAAUUAGUGUAUCCAAAGAUUGCCUAAUAAAAGUCUGGGAAUUAAAUAUACAAUCAUGUGUUCAAACUAUUGUAAAUUGUGAAGAAGAAAUUACAAGCUUGAUAAUUAAUCAAACUAAUACCAGAUUAAUUGUUGCAUGUAGUUCUUUUUUAAAAAUUUAUAAAAUUAAUUUAUAUUCUAAUCAUAUCAUUAAAGAUACAUUUACCAACUCUAAGAUUUAUAUUACUUUUUUAGCUAAUAUUAAAAGACCAACAAAUUGUAGAAUACAAAAUAUGAACAUGAUAUUUUUUAUAGAUAAUGAAGAUAUAUAUAAUGAUCCAUAUGAACUAGUAGACCAAAAUAAUAAUAAAAAUGUGGGAGAAAAAACUAACAAUUUAUUAUAUCCUUAUCAUAAUAAUGAAAAUAUGAAUAAUUCUUUUAUAUCUUCUUCAAAUGUUCAUAAUUUAAAACAAAAUGAAGACCUAUUAGGGACAGAUAAUUUGUCUAAUCCAAAUAUAUUAUUAAAUAAUAACAACUUAAAUACAUCCAAUAAAUAUUGUGAAAGAACUAGAUAUUCUAUUGAUGGAGAUAAUAGUGGUCUUUUAAUUUGCUGCACGAAUUUAAAACGUAUUGAAUUUUAUAAAAUUAAUUCUAUAAAAAAUCAAAAGAAAUCCGAAAAAAAUAAAAAGAAAAGAUAUAUUGAAAAAUUAAAAAAAAAAAAAAAAAAAAUUUUAAAUGAAAAAAAGAAAAUCGAAAAAUUUAAAGGAAAAGAAAGUAUCGAUUAUAAUUUUCUGAAACAAAAAUUAGAAGAUUUAGAAAAAGAAUUAUUCAUUUAUAAUAAUUAUGAUAUACAUACAGCAAAUGAUGAAAUAAAAUAUUUAUUUAAUUACAAUUAUAAAUUUAAAUUACAAAAUAUAGAUGUUAUGAAAAAGAAAAAAAAAGAUAAUUAUAUAUAUCUCCUUGUUUCUUUUAUGUCUAAUCGUUUGAGUGUGUAUCAGGUUAAUUUAUAUGACAUUUUGCAUAAUAAGGAUAGUUUUAUUGUAAUGGAUAAUCAGAAAAAGGAAGAGACUGCAGAUAAGAAUAGCAUUGAUAUGGAAAUUAAUAGUGGGGCCAAUAAAAGUGAUAAUAAAAGUGAUAGUGAUAAUAAAAGUGAUAGUGAUAAUAAAAGUGAUAGUAAUAAUAAUAGUGAUAGUAAUAAUGAUAGUGAUAAUAAUAGUGAUAGUAAUAAUGAUAGUGAUAAUAAAAGUGGUAGUAAUAAUAAUAGUAAUGUUAAUAGUGAGGAAGAGAAUGAAAAACAAAUAAAGGAAAAUGUUAAAAUUGUGGAGAAAAAAAUUUAUGAUUAUUCAAAAUGUUUUAAAGAAAUAUGCGAAAUAAACAAAGGUCAUAAUAGUUCUGUCGAUUUUUUAAAUUUAUCAUCAAAUAAAGAAUUGUUAAUAUCCAUAUGUAAAAAAUAUGUAAAGAUAUGGAAUAUGAAUAAUUUACAAAAUAUUAUAACAAUAAAUCUAGAAGGAUGUACUAAUGCUAUAUUUUGUAAUAAUGAUGAGAAUAUAAUAAUUAGUGACGAAUGUGGUUAUUUAUAUUUAUAUGAAUUAAAAAAUAUUGAGUUAAAAUAUAGUUAUAAAGCCCAUGCAAAUAAAAUUAUCAGUCUGUCUAAAAAAUGGAAUAAAAACGAUAGUAAUAGUUAUGGUAAUAAUUAUAAUAAUGAUAAAUAUUAUUAUGAUAAUAAUAAAAGUAGUACAAGUAAUGAUAAAGGCUUUUUAUCUGUGGGAGAAGAAAAUUAUUUGAAGAUUUUUGAAUAUACCAUGGGUGUGACAACUAAUGAAUUAAGUGAAAGUGAAAGUGAAAAUGAUGAUAAUAUAAAUAAUUUUCAUAGUAGUAAUAAUAUUGGAAGAGAUGAAAAUUCUUCUAUUGUGAAUAAAAAAGGAAAUUAUAAAAAAAAUUCAACAAGGGAAGAACUAAACAAUAAUGAUAUGUAUAAUAAAGAUUAUAAUUCUACAAAUGAUGAGAUAAAAAAAGAAAAUUGUGAAAUAUUUAUGUUUAAAGAAAUUGAUUGUUAUCAUUUAAGUGAUAAAGUUAGUUGUGCUAUGUAUUCUCCAGAUGGGAAAUAUAUAUGUAUUGGUUAUUUAAAUAAUUUAAUAGAAAUAUUAUAUAGUGAUACUUUAAAGCUACAUUUGACAUUAUAUGGUCAUAGUCUACCAAUAACAUGUAUAGAUAUAUCAAAAGAUAAUAAAAUAUUAGCAUCUAGUUCUGCUGAUAAAUUAAUAUUUUUAUGGAAUAUGGAAUAUGGUAAUGUAAAUAAAAGAUUACAUACUGAAUGUGAUAUAGUUACAAAAAUUCAAUUUUUUAAUAAUAAUAAUAAUUUAAUAAGUAUAUCAAGAGAUGGAUAUAUAAAAAUGUGGGAUGCAAUAAAAUUUCAAUGUAUAUGUACUGUAGAUGGAAAUUUUGGCAUCUUGAAAUGUUUAGCUAUUAAUCAUAAUGAUGAUUUCUUUUUAACUUCAGGUACACAUAAAAGUAUAAGAAUUUGGAAAAAAGGAGAUGAUUUAAUAUUUUUAGAAGAAGAAAGAGAUAAAGAAUUAAAUUUACAAAUAGAAAAAGAAGCUAUUCGAAAUGAUUUAGCUUAUCCGUCUUCUGUAGAAAAAAAUGUUCUAUUAAAUAAAGCUACUAUUAAAACUAUAGAAACAAUAAAAUCAUCAGAAAAAUUAAUUGAAUAUCUAGAUAUUAUAGAAGAAGAAAUCAUUUUAUUAGAUACAUAUUAUAAAAAUCUAACAGCAUAUGAAGAAGCUAAAGCAAAAAAUGAACUACCAGAUUUUGUUCAACCACCAACAAAACCAUUAGGAAGACCAGAAUUAUUAAAUAAAGAUCCUCAUGAAUUUAUAAUAGAAAUUAUGUGUAAUAUCAAAAAUAAUAUUCUAAAUGAAGUUCUAAUCUCAUUACCAUUUUCAUAUGCAUAUAAAUUAUUAGAUUAUAUUAAAACCUAUUUAAUAUCAUUUCAUUUUUUUCAAAAAAUACAACAAAAUUAUAAAAAAUAUCUUUCAUGUGGUAAUUUUAAUUUCUAUGUAGAAUAUUCUAUAAAUAUUGUAUUAACAAUUAUUAAUAUUUAUAGAAAUCAAUUUCUAUUUGAUAAUAAAUUUCGUUUUCUACUUUAUGAAUUACAACAAUUAAUUCUGCCUCAUCUCAAAAAAUCAGUAGAACAAUGUGCUUUUAAUCAAACCACACUCAAUUUUUUAAUGUACUCAAUGGAUGAUGACGAAUUAAAUUUAGAUCUUAAUCUUCUUCAAAAUAAUUCUUUUAUAAAUAAAGAAACAAAAAAAAUACAUCAACACAAGGGAGAUUGA
This is a messenger RNA of Plasmodium adleri (nom. inval.), 3840 nucleotides long. Its product is annotated as U3 snoRNA-associated small subunit rRNA processing protein, putative. Gene Ontology annotation, molecular function: snoRNA binding; protein binding. The record is from RefSeq and is a predicted model, not a curated record. Bases 1 to 3840 code for a protein of 1279 amino acids. The transcript is spliced from 2 exons. Gene Ontology annotation, biological process: maturation of SSU-rRNA. Lineage: Eukaryota; Apicomplexa; Aconoidasida; Haemosporida; Plasmodiidae. Gene Ontology annotation, cellular component: small-subunit processome; Pwp2p-containing subcomplex of 90S preribosome.